GGGGGAGGGGAAGGAAUGGUAAGUGAGACGGGCGGGCGGUGGCGGUGGCACAGGGACGGAGCGAUGUCCGAGCUCCGCCGGACCCCGUCCCGCUGGGACCCCGCGGCCACGCGGCGGGCGGCGCUGCUGGGCCCCUCCGGAGCCGUCCCGCAGAGCCCCGCCAGGUUCGGGGGGCUCGGGAGGACCCCCCUGUCCGACACCUCCGCUCCGAGGAGAGAGGCCAUGGCCGCCGUGUUCCUGCCCGGCAACCUGCAGGACGAGGCCACCUGCUCCGUGUGCCUGGAGUUCUUCAAGGACCCGGUGUCCAUCGAGUGCGGCCACAACUUCUGCCGCGCCUGCAUCGUCAAGAGCUGGAAGGAGCUGGAGAUGGAUUUCCCGUGCCCGCAGUGCCGGGAGGUUUUCCAGCAGCGCAGUUUCCGCCCCAACCGGCAGCUGGCGAACAUGUCCGAGAUCAUCAGCCAGUUCGCGCAGCGCGGGGCCAAGGGCGCGGCGGAGGACGGGCUGUGCCCCAAGCACCGCGAGGCGCUCAAGCUCUUCUGCAAGGACGACCGCAGGGCCAUCUGCGUGGUGUGCGACAGGUCCCGCGAGCACCGCCCGCACGCCGUGGUGCCCGUGGACGAGGCUUCCGAGGAGUACAAGGAGAAAAUCCAGGAGCGCUUGGAUUUCCUGAGGAAGGAGCGGCAGGAGCUGCUGGAGUUCAAAGUGAACGACGAUAAGAAAACCCAGGAGCUGCUGAAAACCAUCGAGAGCGAGCGGCAGAAGCUGCUCUCGGACUUCGAGCGGCUGCGGCAGUUCCUGCACGAGCAGGAGCAGAUCCUGCUGGGGCAGCUGGAGAAGAUGGAGAAGAGCAUCUCCCGGAGGCAGAACGAGAACAUCACCGACCUCUCCAAGGAGAUCACGCUCCUCAACAAGCUCAUCACCGAGCUGGAGGAGAAAAUCCAGCAGCCCAUGCUCGAGUUCCUCAAGGACGUGACCGCCACCAUCAGCAGGAGCGAUGAUGUGAAGUGCCCCAAGCCCGUCCCCGUCUGCACCGACAUGAAGACUCACGUCUGCAACUUCUCCCUCAAAACCGUGACCCUCGAGAAGGUCCUGAAGAAAUUCCGAGAGCACCUGCAGGACGAGCUGGGCCGAGGUGAAAAAGAGGAGCUGACCCUGGACCCCGACUCCGCCAACCACCUGCUGAUCCUGUCGGCCGACCUGAAGAGCGUGCGCAUGGGCUGCCGGCGCCAGGAGCUGCCCGAGCACCCCAAGCGCUUCGACACCAACUCGCGCGUGCUGGCCAGCACCGGCUGGGCCUCGGGCCGCCACUACUGGGAGGUGGAGGUGGGCGCGUCGGACGGCUGGGCCUUCGGCGUGGCGCGCGAGUCGGUGCGCAGGAAGGGGCUGACGCAGUUCUCGCCUGACGAGGGCAUCUGGGCCGUGCAGCAGAACGGGGGCCGCUACUGGGCCGUCACCUCGCCGCAGCGCACGCCGCUCUGCCUGGGCCGCCGCCUCAGCCGCGUGCGCGUCUGCCUGGACUACGAGGGCCAGGAGGUGUCCUUCUACGACGCCGAGAACAUGCAGCACAUCUUCACCUUCAACGUGGCCUUCCAGGAGAAGGUGUUCCCGCUCUUCUCCGUCUGCUCCACCGUCACCUACAUCAAGCUGUGCCCCUGAGGCGGCGCCGCGGGGCGCGAGGGCCGGAGAGAGCCAAAAGCUCGGCCUGGCUCGGCGGCGGGCGGGAGAGCGGCACAGGAGGGUCCUGGGGGCAGCGGGGGCACACAGAUGUCCAAAAGGAGAGAGAAACUGUGUUGGCAGCUGAAAGGAGGGUGGUGGCCACCAGCUUGGAGCCUGUCCCCAGUGACCUCUGUCCCCAGUGACCAGUGUCCCCAGUGUCCCCAGUGACCUCUGUCCCCAGCGUCCCCAGUGUCCCCAGUGUCCCCAGUGUCCCCAGUGACCGCUGUCCCCAGUGACCAGUGUCCCCAGUGUCCCCAGUGUCCCCAGUGACCUCUGUCCCCAGCGUCCCCAGUGUCCCCAGUGUCCCCAGUGUCCCCAGUGACCUCUGUCCCCAGUGACCAGUGUCCCCAGUGUCCCCAGUGUCCCCAGUGUCCCCAGUGACCUCUGUCCCCAGUGUCCCCAGUGUCCCCAGUGACCGCUGUCCCCAGUGUCCCCAGUGUCUCCAGUGUCCCCAGUGUCCCCAGUGUCCCCAGUGACCUCUGUCCCCAGUGUCCCCAGUGUCCCCAGUGACCGCUGUCCCCAGUGUCCCCAGUGUCUCCAGUGUCCCCAGUGUCCCCAGUGUCCCCAGUGACCGCUGUCCCCAGUGUCCCCAGUGUCUCCAGUGUCCCCAGUGUCCCCAGUGUCCCCAGUGACCUCUGUCCCCAGUGUCCCCAGUGACCUCUGUCCCCAGUGUCCCCAGUGUCCCCAGUGUCCCCAGUGACCUCUGUCCCCAGUGUCCCCAGUGUCCCCAGUGACCGCUGUCCCCAGUGUCCCCAGUGUCUCCAGUGUCCCCAGUGUCCCCAGUGACCGCUGUCCCCAGCGUCCCCAGUGUCCCCAGUGACCUCUGUCCCCAGUGUCCCCAGUGACCUCUGUCCCCAGCGUCCCCAGUGUCCCCAGUGACCUCUGUCCCCAGUGUCCCCAGUGACCUCUGUCCCCAGUGUCUCCAGUGUCUCCAGUGUCCCCAGUGUCCCCAAUGUCCCCAGUGUCCCCAGUGACCGCUGUCCCCUGCUCUGACCUGUCCAGCCUGUAGUCUCCGUGGGGUUUUGGCUGCUCUCCCUCUCUGGUUCUGCACCCUCAGCUCUUCUGGAAAAGGUUAAAAGGUGCUUUUUUGGUUUUUAUUUUUAAUGAUGUUUGUCCUGAGCAAGACCCACAUUUGUCCCUGCUGAGGCCUCUCCCUGGACACGACCUUCCCAAAAUUUCCCUUGUGGGUCUCACAUGGAUUUAGGUGCUGAAUCUUGUAUCCCCUCAGGUUCUCAGCAAAUUCAUCCCUUUUUGCUAAUUUCUUCUUUUUUUUUUUUUCCCCCUGGAAAUCCUCAGUCUGUGCCAAAGAGCUGGCACAGAACUCGCAUUUGCUUUGUGCAUUCUGGUUUUGCCAAAAAAAAAAAAAAAAAAAACCAAAAAAAACCCAAAAAGCCAACCAACCAACCAACCAACCAACCAAAAAAAAAAAAAAAAAAACCAAACAAAAAAAAAACGCUUUCAAAAAUACUCAGUGUUAUUUUGCCUGAAGUGCUGGUAAAGGGAGGUUCUUGGACAGCUAUAUAUAUAUCUAUAUGUGUAAAAUAUAUUUGUAUAAAUAUAUAUCAUAAUAUAUGUAUGCAUUUAUGUGUUGAGGUGAAGGCAUAUAUAAAAAUUUAUAUAAUAUAACACAAUGCAUUAUAAAUAUUAUAAUUAAUAUAUGUAAUUUUUCUACGCAAUUUUUGGGGGUUUUGCUCCACAUUUGUUAGGCACAAACCAAAUAUUUUCAAACACCCCAAAUUAGGGCUUGAUUAAUUAAAAAAAAAACAUGAAAAUGA
Molecule: messenger RNA, 3491 nt
Organism: Oenanthe melanoleuca
Lineage: Eukaryota; Metazoa; Chordata; Aves; Passeriformes; Muscicapidae
Gene: TRIM7
Product: tripartite motif containing 7
Exons: 8
Coding region: 16-1656 (546 amino acids)
Molecular function (GO): protein binding; zinc ion binding
Source: RefSeq, a predicted model, not a curated record